AAAAAGCGCUAAAUAGACAACGUUAUUUAUUUUGCUAUGUUAUUAUUGGUAUUUUGUGCGAUAUAAAUAAAUGUAUCUGCAUAUAGCGAUUUUAGAUAAAGGUUGGAGUUAAUCGUCGAGAAAUAUGUUAAAAUUGCUUCUCAAUAACUAUAGUCGCAGCCAGUGUCUGUUGCAUCAACUGCCAAGAUUUCAAACUGCUUCAAGUGAAUACAUAGUGCGCUUAAAAAAUUUUAACAAAAUUUUUGGGAAAUCAAAGCCGAAUGUGACAAUAAGUUCAACCACAACUGCCAAAAAUGCAUUAAGAUUAAGAACUUUUCUCUGCGGCGCUGGAGCAGUGACAAUUGGCUUAAGUAGCCGUAGUCUCUUACAAUGCAGCUUUCGGCAUGUUAAAUGUGAAGGCAACCGCUUGACCGGUAUCUUUCAAAACACGCUGCAACCAGAUGAAGGAAAAUUUGAUUGGAAACGUUUCUGGUCGUAUCUUCUUCCAUAUAUGUGGGAGUUGUUAGCUGCUGUUGCUGCUGCGCUCGUUGUGGCCUACAUUAAUAUACGAAUUCCAAGUUUGCUGGGCGAUGUUAUCAAUGUAUUGGCACGCUACGCAAAUACGUACGUGAAAGAUCCUCUUAGCAAUUCUUUUUUCAAGGAUGUUGGAAAACCUGCUUCAAAUUUACUCAGUUUGUAUUUAAUGCAAUCAGGUUUCACUUUUUUAUACAUAUACCUCUUAAGUCGGAUCGGUGAACAAAUGGCCGCUCAUCUACGUCAAGAUCUCUUCAAACAGAUUAUUAUUCAAGACAUCGAGUUCUUCGACAAAAAUCGCACUGGCGAAUUAGUGAAUCGUCUCACCGCUGACGUACACGAUUUCAAGUCAUCCGUAAAACAAUUUAUAUCCCAGGGCCUCCGCAGUGCCGCUCAACUACUAGGAGGUAGUAUUUCUUUAUUCUUAAUAUCGCCUCACAUGGCGGCUAUAGCAUUAGCAGCAGUUCCAGCUGUAGUCAUGUGCAUGACAUAUCUUGGCAGGAAACUUCGUCAUUUAAGCAAAAGCUCGCAAGCUCAAUCCGAACGUGCCACUUCAGUUUGCGAGGAGGCCUUGUCGAAUGUGCGCGCGGUUCGUUCGAAUGCUUGUGAAUAUCGGGAGAUGGAGCUUUUUAUAAGCGAAACCAACGAAGCUGCUCGACUGGCUCAAGAGCUAGGCUAUGGUAUUGCAAUCUUCCAAGGAUUAACGAAUUUCUUUUUGAAUGGUUUGGUGCUAUCAACACUUUUUCUGGGUGGCCAUCUUAUGUCCACUGAGAGCAUGUCGCCUGGUGCAUUAAUGGCUUUUCUAGUGGCAGCACAAGGUGUGCAAAGGUCGUUAGCUCAGGGUUCAAUUUUAUUAGGCACAAUGAUACGCGGAAUGACCGCCGGUUCAAGGAUUUUUGAGUACCUCCAAAUAGAACCAAAAGUAGAACUUUUACGUGGCUACGAAAUUCCUCCUGAACGUCUCUAUGGAGAAAUUCGCUUUGAAAAUAUUUACUUUUCCUAUCCUACUAGACCAGAUCACGUUGUUUUAAAAAAUUUCAGUCUAACACUAAAACCUGGUGAAACUGUUGCUCUAGUUGGGGCGAGUGGUUCUGGUAAAUCGACCAUAGCAGCGUUGAUGGAACGUUUCUAUGAACCUACAGCAGGAAAUAUCAAAAUUGACGGAUAUAAACUGGCCGAUAUUUCGCCUCAGUGGUUGAGAAGCAAUGCCAUAGGUUUUAUCGAGCAGCAACCAGUUCUCUUUGCGACGACAAUAUUGGAAAACAUUCGAUACGGACGUCCGGCAGCCGACGAAUCGGAGAUAUAUGAAGUCUCCAAGCAAUCACAAUCCCAUGAUUUUGUUUCGUCUUUACCCGAUGGAUACGACACGAAUGUCGGCGAACGUGGUACGCAAUUAAGCGGCGGUCAACGGCAACGUAUUGCAAUAGCACGCGCUUUGUUAAAAAAUCCGAAAAUAUUAAUACUUGACGAAGCCACCAGUGCUCUAGACGCCACAAGUGAAGCUGAAGUUCAAAAAGCUCUUGAUAAUGCCGUUUUAAAUCGAACUACAUUAGUAAUUGCGCAUCGUUUAUCAACGAUAAGAAAUGCCGAUCUGAUUGUUGUAUUAGAUCACGGACGGAUAGUGGAGUCGGGCAAACACGAUGAAUUAAUGGCCAAACGGGGCCUUUACUACGACCUGGUCCGCCAACAAGAAAAACACGAUCACAAUGUAACAAACGAAACGAAAACGGCUGAUAAUAGCCAUAACACAAAUGCCCAAACCCGAUCCCAAGGUUAAGUUCAUUAAGAGUGAAUGCAUAUAAAGGGAUCAUGUAUUUAUUAUUAGUUAUGAAUUUGAUGUUCAUAAUCUGUUUUUUUACACAUCGGUAGUCAGAUUUUUAUCAUUAAGUUAAAUGGGAGAGAGAAAGAGAGAGAGAGAAGAAAUAUGAAUUGUAUAUACAAUGUUAUGUAUAAUGGAAUAUACGAUUGAAAAUGAAAUAAAUGAAAUAAACAUAUAAAAAA
Glossina fuscipes is the source of this 2514-nucleotide messenger RNA. RefSeq names its product mitochondrial potassium channel ATP-binding subunit. The transcript has 7 exons. Gene Ontology annotation, biological process: transmembrane transport. Gene Ontology annotation, molecular function: ATP binding; ABC-type oligopeptide transporter activity; ATP hydrolysis activity. The coding region runs from base 125 to 2290 and encodes 721 amino acids. NCBI's taxonomy places the organism in Eukaryota, Metazoa, Arthropoda, Insecta, Diptera, Glossinidae. The record is from RefSeq and is a predicted model, not a curated record. Gene Ontology annotation, cellular component: membrane.